UGAUGUCUUCUCAGAGGCGACGGCGGCGGCGGAGGCAGCGCCGGGUCGCGGGCUGAGGUAUCCGCGAGGCCUCUGGCUCAGGUCGCUUUCACCCGCUGGCCAGUAGAAUUGGGUCCUUUAUUGCCUUUGCGUCUGUUUUCUCCUUCUCUGCGAGGAUCAGACCUUCCGCUGGGCUGCGAGUCGAGCCCUCGCCCGCGGAGCAGAUUUCCAUGAGGACAACUGAUAAGAACCUGAAUGGCCUUGUUUUAGCUGCUUCAGUGUGUGGAGCUAUUCCUUGCUCCCUUGUAUCUUGUGUUUGGGGUGACACUGGCUACUGAGCACCAUGAAGGUUGUCCCAGAGAAGAAUGCUGUCCGGAUACUCUGGGGCCGGGAACGGGGCACUCGGGCCAUGGGAGCCCAGAGGCUCCUGCAGGAGCUGGUGGAGGAUAAAACCCGCUGGAUGAAAUGGGAGGGCAAGAGAGUAGAACUGCCUGAUAGUCCACGCUCUACCUUCUUACUGGCCUUCAGCCCAGACAGGACUCUCUUGGCCUCCACCCAUGUAAACCAUAAUAUCUACAUUACGGAGGUGAAGACAGGCAAGUGUGUACAUUCUCUGAUUGGACACCGCCGAACUCCCUGGUGUGUCACUUUCCACCCCACCAUCUCAGGCCUUAUAGCUUCUGGCUGCCUAGAUGGGGAGGUUAGGAUUUGGGAUUUACAUGGUGGCAGUGAAAGCUGGUUUACAGAUAGCAACAAUGCCAUUGCUUCCCUGGCUUUCCAUCCUACGGCACAGCUUUUGUUGAUUGCUACUGCCAAUGAAAUCCACUUCUGGGACUGGAGCCGACGGGAGCCCUUUGCUGUGGUCAAGACUGCAAGUGAGAUGGAGCGGGUCCGUCUGGUGAGAUUUGAUCCGCUUGGACACUACUUACUCACAGCAAUUGUUAACCCCUCUAAUCAGCAGGGCGAUGAUGAACCAGAAAUUCCCAUAGAUGGAACAGAAUUAUCCCACUACCGUCAGCGUGCCCUUCUGCAAUCACAGCCAGUUCGCCGGACGCCUCUUCUCCACAAUUUCCUGCACAUGCUGUCCUCCCGCUCCUCUGGCAUCCAGGUGGGAGAGCAAAGCACAGUGCAAGAUUCUGCCACCCCCUCACCCCCACCGCCUCCCCCUCAGCCCUCCACGGAGCGCCCCAGGACUUCCGCUUACAUCAGGCUCCGACAGCGGGUCAGUUACCCCACCACAGUUGAGUGCUGCCAGCACCCUGGGAUCCUGUGCCUUUGCAGCCGCUGCUCUGGCACUCGAGUUCCUUCCCUCUUGCCACACCAGGACAGUGUCCCCCCAGCUUCUGCCAGAGCUACUACCCCUUCCUUUUCUUUUGUACAGACCGAGCCCUUCCAUCCCCCGGAGCAGGCCUCAUCAACGCAGCAGGACCAGGGCCUUCUGAACCGGCCGUCUGCCUUCAGUACAGUCCAGAGCAGCACUGCCGGCAACACGCUCCGCAACCUCAGUCUGGGGCCUACGCGUCGCUCUUUGGGGGGCCCUCUGUCCAGCCAUCCAUCUAGGUAUCACCGAGAAAUAGCUCCUGGGCUGACAGGAUCAGAGUGGACCCGGACAGUCCUCAGUCUGAACUCACGCUCUGAGGCAGAGUCCAUGCCCCCACCCAGGACCAGUGCCUCCUCUGUGAGCUUGCUGUCUGUGCUGAGACAGCAAGAAGGUGGCUCUCAGGCAUCUGUGUACACAUCAGCCACAGAAGGGAGGGGCUUUCCAGCCUCGGGGUUGGCGGGUGAGUCCGAUGGAGGGAAUGGUUCCAGCCAGAACAACUCAGGCAGCAUUCGCCACGAGCUUCAGUGUGACCUGCGACACUUCUUUCUGGAAUAUGACCGGCUGCAGGAGCUGGACCAGAGCCUAAGUGGGGAAGCUUCUCAGACUCAGCAGGCCCAGGAAAUGCUCAACAAUAAUAUUGAAUCUGAGAGGCCAGGCCCUUCCCACCAGCCCACCCCGCACAGCAGUGAAAACAACUCCAACUUGUCCCGUGGCCACCUGAACCGCUGCCGCGCUUGCCACAAUCUCCUGACCUUCAACAAUGAUACCCUGCGCUGGGAAAGAACCACACCCAACUACCCAUCUGGGGAGGCUAGCUCCUCCUGGCAGGUCCCUAGCACUUUUGAGGGCAUGUCAUCCAGUGGCAACCAGUUGCCAUCUCUUGAACGCACUGAGGGCCAGACACCUAGCUCCAGCAGGCUGGAGUUGAGUAGCUCUGCUAGUCCACAGGAGGAGAGGACUGUGGGGGUGGCCUUUAACCAGGAGACAGGCCACUGGGAACGAAUUUACACCCAGUCCAGCAGACCUGGAACUGUACCACAGGAGGCCUUACAUCAGGAUAUGCCAGAGGAGAGCUCUGAGGAGGAUUCCCUUAGGAGGAGGCUGCUGGAGUCUUCCCUCAUUUCAUUAUCCCGUUAUGAUGGAGCAGGAUCCAGAGAGCACCCAAUUUACCCAGACCCAGCGAGAUUAUCUCCUGCUGCAUACUACGCCCAGAGGAUGAUCCAGUAUCUCUCACGGAGAGACAGUAUUCGCCAGCGUUCCAUGCGCUACCAACAGAACCGUCUCCGCUCUUCCACCUCCUCCUCUUCCUCAGACAACCAGGGUCCAUCAGUAGAGGGAGCCGAACUGGAAUUUGAGGACUUUGAGGAUAAUGGUGAUAGAUCCAGGCACCGAGCUCCCCGUAAUGCCCGGAUGUCUGCACCUUCACUUGGACGCUUCGUUCCAAGGCGCUUUUUGCUGCCUGAGUACUUGCCUUAUGCUGGGAUUUUUCAUGAACGUGGACAGCCUGGGUUGGCUACGCACUCUUCUGUUAACAGGGUCCUGGCAGGGGCCGUGAUUGGUGAUGGACAGUCUGCCGUGGCCAGUAAUAUUGCCAAUACAACCUACCGGCUCCAGUGGUGGGACUUCACUAAGUUUGACCUUCCGGAAAUCAGUAACGCUUCUGUGAAUGUGCUGGUACAGAACUGCAAGAUCUACAAUGAUGCCAGCUGUGACAUCUCUGCAGAUGGCCAACUCCUGGCGGCCUUCAUCCCCAGCAGCCAGAGGGGCUUUCCUGAUGAAGGCAUCCUGGCCGUGUACUCCCUCGCCCCCCAUAACCUGGGUGAAAUGCUCUACACCAAGCGAUUUGGUCCCAAUGCCAUUUCGGUGAGCCUGUCUCCCAUGGGCCGAUAUGUGAUGGUGGGUUUGGCCUCACGCAGGAUCCUGCUGCACCCCUCCACAGAGCACAUGGUGGCCCAGGUCUUCAGGCUGCAACAGGCCCACGGUGGCGAGACCUCCAUGAGGAGAGUAUUCAAUGUCCUUUACCCCAUGCCUGCUGACCAGCGGAGACAUGUCAGCAUCAACUCUGCCCGCUGGCUGCCAGAGCCGGGGCUUGGCCUGGCCUAUGGCACCAACAAAGGAGACCUGGUGAUCUGCAGACCAGAGGCCUUGAACUCUGGUGUUGAGUACUACUGGGACCAGCUGAACGAGACAGUCUUCACUGUGCAUUCCAACAACAGGAGCAGCGAGCGGCCUGGAACCAGCAGAGCUACGUGGAGGACAGACAGAGACAUGGGCCUGAUGAAUGCCAUUGGGCUGCAGCCCAGAAACCCCACCACCUCCGUGACCUCUCAAGGCACCCAGACAUUGGCCCUACAGCUGCAGAAUGCCGAGACACAGACAGAGAGGGAAGAGCAAGAGCAGGGGACAGCACCCACGGGUCCUGGUGAAGGCGAGGGCUCAGAGUACAGCGCCAGCGGCGAGGACGCCCUCAGCAGGAUCCAGAGGCUGAUGGCGGAGGGGGGCAUGACCGCUGUUGUGCAGCGGGAGCAGAGCACCACCAUGGCCUCCAUGGGUGGCUUUGGCAACAACAUCAUUGUCAGCCACCGCAUCCACCGCAGCUCCCAGACGGGCACAGAGUCAGGGGCUGCCCGCACCUCCUCGCCUCAGCCCUCCACCUCCCGGGGACUGUUUCCAGAACCCUCCCAACUGGCAGAGCACGGCCUCAGCCCCCGGACAGCCUCCUGGGACCAGCCCGGCACAUCUAGGCAGGAGCUGCCAGCCCUUCCCCCUGGCUCCCCUGUUCCCCUUCCCAGUACUGAGGGACCAGUCCUGCGCUGCAACCUGACCUCUAACAGCCACCUUGCCGAUGGUGGCAGUGGGGGCGGCAGCAGCUGUGAUGGGGAGGGUGCUGGCCCCAGUGGGGAGCCCCGGAACAGGUAGAGAUAGGUGUGCACCCUUCCGCCCCUUGGCCCCUGUGCUGCCACCAGGAGCCAGACCUCACAGCUAACUUGGAAGAGCCACAGAGCCAGGGCCAUAUCAGGGCACAGCAGGAGCAAGAGGGCAGCAGCAGAGGACAGAAGGCACUGCCUGGCGAGACUCGCAGAGCUGGGUCCAAAAGAGCCAUGCUGUGGGCCACUGGGAGUGGAGGAGCGAGUGGGUGUCUCUGCUGUGAACCCGCUCUCUCCUAGGAUUGUGAGCUCUUGGGACUCGGGCCUGAACAAGAGCCCCAGCAGAGAAUCGUCUUCCAGAUCCAGGCCACACCGCCCUGGACAGAAGCCAGUGGGCAGCUUUGUCCUGUCUACCUGUCAGGUGGGCAAAGCUGCCUAGAGCUCCAGCACCCAGGAGGCCUGGCCCGAGUCCACCUCCAUCCCUAGCCGCGCUCCACCAUCUCAGCCCCAGGGACACUUAGUGCCAGGGACACUAGGGUGGCAGGGAGCCCUCAGGAGUGGGGGUGUAGGCUGGCCCAUCCCCGGGCCUGUCCACCCAGCUCCUUCCGCACACCCUGCAGGCAGCACAAGCAGCUGUCAGUGGUCCCAGGCCUGGGCCAAGCAGCCCACGCUGCGGCAGGGGCUCAAGCCCAGGUCAGAAUGUGAGGUCUUGGUCUGUGAUUUAAGGUGUUGCAUGUGGAAUCUUGAACUGUAUGUGUAGUUUCUAGUGGAGAAUCAAGGCUAUGAUCUUUUUGUUUUCAGUAUGAAAUUGUGAUUUUCUUUCUGUUUGUCACUCAUCCUAGACACAUUGUGGUGGGAGGAGAGGGGAUGGUCUACUGCUAAUGAGGGAAACACCAAAGAUUAUGUCAUUAAAACAAUGCCAUGCCCCUCA
Messenger RNA from Octodon degus (degu), 5098 nucleotides. RefSeq names its product autophagy and beclin 1 regulator 1 (gene Ambra1). The coding region runs from base 323 to 4219 and encodes 1298 amino acids. Gene Ontology annotation, molecular function: protein binding. Lineage: Eukaryota; Metazoa; Chordata; Mammalia; Rodentia; Octodontidae. Gene Ontology annotation, biological process: autophagy. Gene Ontology annotation, cellular component: intracellular membrane-bounded organelle. The transcript is spliced from 18 exons. The record is from RefSeq and is a predicted model, not a curated record.